ACUUACCCUGUGAAGCAGCGGUGUGAGCACUGGCUGGCUGCAGUACAGAGACGAUUUUUUUUUUACCAUGCCACAAAAUUGGUAUCUGGACAGGCCAGGUGAUGAAUAGCCAGAGAUCCUCCUCUGCACUCCGAGCCCAGUCACUCUGUCUGGGGGCUGACCACUUACUCCGAGUGCUUGAGUGAUUAACAGGGCACCCAUCAUGGAAAGCACACACACCGUGCUGAUCCUAUAUACACCCAUCCAUGAGCUAAGCAACAUCAGCCUGUAUUUCCCCAAGAGGCGGGCCCCGAGCUUUAAGUACAAGAGCCGCGCCCCUCAUUCAGAAAGGGUCGGUAAUGACCAUGACCGGGGAAAUGAGGAUCUCACAGUGUCCGAACAAAGAGGCCAGUCUUCAUGCUCCUCAGACGAACUCCUCAUCUCCCAGCAGGCAACGAAGGAGGCAGUUGCAGAGCUCUGCUGGCUGGCGGCGGAGCACCACCAGUUGUUGGCUGAUCUCUUAUCGCUGUGUAGGGAUUGCGCCAUUAAAGUCAGGAUGGGUAACCAGGAUGGGAAAGUCCAGGAUUACAUGGAGGGUCAGGAAAUUCACCUUGGAGGUCAGGGUCUCAGCAGCAACAACUAUUCUCUCUCUGUAUCUCCAGAGCACAAGAGGGCAGCUGCGUCCAAGAGCAAAAAGCUGAAGAAGUUGGGAGGCAAGAAGCUUGAGAGCGCUGAGGAUUUGCUGCACAGUAAAAUGAAAAAGAAAGUUACCAGUGGAACUUCAUCUCUUCAGCUUCCUGCUCUCAACAGUGCGCCCAUAUCUUCAGCCUCUGUAAUACAGCAGAUUCCAGGUGGAAACCUAGCCUUUGGCCAUGUCACCGACAGCCCAGUCACCGGCUCUUAUGUCAGUGCAGUCAGUAAUCCCAUCCUGCCCAUGGAGGAACCCUUUCAGAUCGGUCACGAGGGUUGGGACUUCAUGGAGGAUAACCGGCCAUUUGACCCUUACGUUGAUUUCUGCAAUGACUUCUCAGAGUAUGACGGUGAGCUGGGUUAUGAGUCGUCAUUCUGCAGCCUGAUGGAGGGUCUGACCAGACGGGAAAGUGGGAGCAACCUUCGGCCAUUUAAGAGGUCUGAUUCCUUGGGUGAGAUAGUAUCUGAGAAUGCAUCAACAGUCAAGUCCGCUCAGCAGCUGUAUGGUAAAACCAACCAGAGUAAUACAGGGGUCAGGGUGGUGGCCAAAGUGCAAGAUGUGGAAGGGAGAGUGCAACAUGUCAACCAUACAUGCUCAGACAGGGCAGGGCCAGCCGUGCUACAUCCAGGGACUAACAGCUGCCAGCAGGGGUUUGGAAAGUGGAGAGGACCAAACCGAGAGCACCUGCUGGAAGUCAAUAGAGAAAAGACGGGUAACAAGCUUUCUGAGGGGCUACGGUUGCCCCUAUCCCACACCACCGAACCUUAUCCCCAGGCCAAAUCCCACACAAAGAGCCCUUCUUCCCCUUCUCUCGCUGGGGUCUUCAACACAUCUUUCCCUGCAUCCAACAGUCUCCAGAGCAUGUCCCCGGUCCUCUCCCCUCUAUCCUCCAAGCAAGCAAGCCCACACCUCAACCACCGCAUUGUCCUGCUCUCCGAUAAGGAUGUAGACCAUGAACCAGACAGCUCCAGUAACACAGAUGAGCCCAAAAUCUACACCGAGGACAUCGACAAGAAUGGCAACAAACGGACUGUCACCCGUCUGGAUCUGAACCUCAGCAGGCAGUCCAGCAACUCCAAGUGGAACUCCUCCAGCAACUCCACAACAACAGAGGAUCCCCUCUUGCGUCAGGAUGACCUUUGGAUGUUGGAUGGCGAUGAACCUCAGGAACCCAUUUCCCACGUUCAACGCCCUGAUCACCUUGACUUCCUACGCAUCACACCACCAGAGGAUGACAUCUUCGGGGACACACCCUACUGCCCCAAACUGGAGUGCACGACGGAGGUCACAUCUCCUACAGACAGUGAGGACCGGACCCCAGGGCGUCUUCAGGCUGUGUGGCCCCCACCCAAACCUAAAGAUGAGGAAGAGAAGGUGGGGCUCAAAUACACCGAGGCAGAGCACCAGGCUGCCCUCUUGCAGCUGAAGAGAGAGUGCAAGGAAGAUCUGGAGAGGAUGCAUUCCGACUUUGAGCUUCAAGUCUUCCAACUGCGAGGUGAGCACGCUGUCUCAAUGGCACAUCUGGAAGGAGUCAUCGCAAAGAUGCAAAGAGACAACGGGUAUAAUACAAGUCAGGACCGGGGCGAGGUCCGCGAUGCUGCUGUGUCCACUGCAGAUGACCUGACACCCAAGACCUACCGCACCGUGAGUAUCCAGACGGACAGGGAGACCUUCAUCAAGAGCCCUGAGGGUGACAGUGGCGGCCUUGUUCAAAGCCCCAACCAGAAUGUGCCGAAAAGACUCAACUUGGACUCUAUUGGACUAAAUCAAAAAGCUGAAACGGCCCCAGGCGCUUCUGGACCACCCUGCCCCCCCCCCCCCCCCCACCUCCGCCUCCCCCUCUCCCACCGGGCCUCUCGGGACCGUGGUCCGCCGCCCCCACCACCUCCCCCUCCCCCUCCUGGCCUACCUGGAGCUGGUCCACCUCCUCCUCCCCCUCCUCCAGGCUCUGGCCCGCCACCUCCUCCCCCUAUGGGCUUCAGUUUUGACCAGAAGGUGGAGAAGGCCCCACGGAAACUUGCCAUUGAGCCAGCAUGUCCCAUGAAACCUCUAUACUGGACCAGGAUACAGAUACAGGACAAUAACAACAACACACUCUGGGGUUCUCUGGAGGAACCAAACAUCGUUGACGCCAAUGAGUUUGAGGAUCUUUUCUCCAAGGCCACGCUGCAGCCAGUGAAGAAGCCCCUGGCGGACACCUUUGAGAAGAAAGCCAAAACUAAGAAGAUUAUCAAGCUGCUGGAUGGGAAACGUUCACAAGCAGUCGGCAUCCUCAUAUCGAGCCUGCAUCUGGAGAUGAAGGACAUUAAGCAAGCUGUUCUUACUGUGGACAACUCUGUGGUGGAUUUGGAGACCAUUGAGGCUUUAUAUGAAAAUAGGGCCACCAGUGAUGAGAUGGUCAAGAUAACGAGGCAUUAUGAAAAUUCUAAAGAAGAUGAAGUCAAACUGCUGGAUAAACCUGAACAGUUUCUCUAUGAGCUCUCUCAGAUUCCCGACUUCUCGGGCCGAGCCUACUGCAUCAUCUUCCAGUCGGUAUUUCUUGAUACCAUCUCCUCCAUCCGUCGCAAGGUGGAGAUCAUCUCGAAUGUCAGCAAAGAGUUGUUGGAGUGUAGUAGCUUGCGGGAUGUAUUGGGUCUUGUUCUGGCCUUUGGGAACUAUAUGAACGGAGGGAACAGGACAAGAGGUCAAGCUGAUGGCUUCGGACUGGAGAUCCUCCCCAAACUAAAGGACGUCAAGAGCAGGGACAAUCGUAUGAACCUGGUGGAUUAUGUUGUUUUGUACUACCUGCGUAAUUUUGACAAACAUGCCGGCACAGAAAAGAGUGUGUUCCCUAUGCCGGAGCCCCAGGAUUUCUUCCAGGCUGGUCAAGUUAAGUUUGAAGACCUCACCAAGGACAUCAGAAAACUAAAUAGAGAUCUGACUGCUUGUGAGAAGAGCGUGCAGAAGGUGUGUGCUAACUCAUCAGAGGAAAACCUUCAGCCCUUCAAGGAGAAGAUGGAAGGAUUCAUCUCUGCCGCUCAAAAGGAGCAUUCAGCUGAAGAGGACCGACUCAGUGCAGCGCAGAGAAGUUUCCAGGACAUGGUGAGCUACUUUGGGGUGAAGCCAAAGUCCGGGGAGAAAGAUGUGGCCCCGAGUUACGUUUUUAUGUUCUGGUACGAGUUUUGCAACGACUUCAAGAACUCCUGGAUACGACAGAACAAGAACAUCUCCAAGGAGAGGUUGAAGGAAGCUCAAGAAAACAUUAAGAAGAUCACAGCAGAGAAGAGAGUUGAAACCAAGAAGACCAAUGCCAACAGUCUGAAAGAGAGGCUGCGGCAGAAGGAAGCCAGCGUGUCUUCCAGCUGAGCGAAAGGACUAGUGACGUAGCAGCAGAGAAAUGACGAGGUUGGUGUAGAUCGCAGAUCAGAAAGUGUGCCGGCCAUAUUUCUCCUGCGUUUUGAUUCGGACUGCCCUCUGUGCACCAUACAGACUCACAAUAAAACCUCGCUGGACACGUACUACUCCCACUGCUGUAUAUCUCUGCUCUACAAACACCAGCCCUUCGCCACCCUAACCUCCACCACCCUGUAUACGUAUAAGCUGGGCCUGCAGCAAGGAUGCAUGGCUGACACAGCCAAAGUGAUGAGAGUCUUCAAGGCCAAAGGUUGAUCUCAUUCAUCCAGCAGGGCACGACCUCUUGAGUGCUCAGCUUGUGAAAGGUCUUAAGGGGUCAGUGGGAUUCCCAACAGCUGACACAUCCAAGAGUUUCCUUCUGGGUCUACAAGAGCUGAGAAACUAUUUCUUUCUCAACUGUAGAUGUUAGAUAGCAGAGUGAUAAUGCUCCUAUAUACUCAAAAUGUUAAGAUGUUGUGGCCUGAAGAGGAAAAUCCCUGUUGACAAAACAAAUCUCUCUCUCUCUCUCUGGAAGUGGUAAAAAAGCAGUUGCUAGUGCUCCUUGCUGUAGCGAAAAAGCUUUUCAUUCACCAUGGCUCAUUAAAAGUCUUGUAAAUAUGUCAUGUUGUUGAAUCUGCAGGGACCGUGCAGCUUUGAGGAGUAUGAUAAAUGAUCUGCGCUGGGCUUCACAUGCUGAUUAAGACAUGUUGAGUAUAUAAUGUGUGUGCACACAAAUCGGUAUGUAGAGGUUUCACUGUAUUGUGGCACUGCCCCAGACGAGACACACACACACACACACACACACACACCCACCAGAAGAACACAACAAGUUUUGGCCGUGCAACCACUCUCACCCAAGAUAUUAAAUACACAUUAUGAAAAAUUGCUAAUCCUUUUAGUGCUGUGCAUCACACUGUGUCCAGCACACCUUUUAAGCACUUUACUGAUUGUAGUAGCUGUUAAGCCCUGUUAAUGCUAACUGUGUGGAAUUGUUUUUAUUUUUUUUAGGAUGUGCACUUUUUUUGCACCCAUUUUUCUAUGCAAGGGUAUGUUCGACUUAGUUAGAUGAUUCAUGAAUUGUAUUGCUUCAUGAUGAAAUCCUAAUAGAUAUUUUUCUCUAAAAAGUCUAUUAAAGUGUAUGUUUUCUUUUCGCAAAUGUAAGAGGUAACCAAGCUCCUUGUCUCCUUCAAGAAAAGUCUAUUUAUGUAAGGAAAGAUUUAUUUUCUGCCAAAAAGCAUCAGCUUUGUUCCCUUUUGAGGCUGUAUUUUUAUGAGUUGUAAUUGACUGAGAAGCUUCCAAAUAGGUCAGUCAGAUGAAAGAUAUAUUUUCACAUGGAUAGUACUUUUCUGUUGUGCCCACUAAGUCACAGUGUACGCGACGAUAUGUUAUGUGGUGGUUAAGUACUUUGCAUAGAAUGAAGAUGGGGGUUGUAUUUUAGGUAUUGAGAACAUUUUAGCAUAUCACCUGAAGCCAUGUGAGUUAUUAUACCUCAGACAGACUUCCAUUAUCAGAGUAUCCAUAAAACUGCACCUUGAAUUACAUUUUUUUUAUCCUUCAAAGUCUUUCACCUGUGCCAUUUAUUUUGUAAAAAGAAAAUCUAGAUAUUUCAUAAACUGCUAUGUUUUACUUUGAAAAGCAAAAAAAGAGCUGAUACCGACCAAGAAACUGGUGUGGUCUGUAUGUAUGUAUGUAUGUAUGUAUGUAUGUAUGUCGGGUUGAUAUAACCUUCAGUAGCUCUAAUAUACUGUAGGUGCUCUGUAAUUUUAUGGAAUUGUUUUAAAUUUCAAGAUUAAACUACUGGAUGCUGAACAAA
This is a messenger RNA of Perca flavescens (yellow perch), 5855 nucleotides long. RefSeq names its product formin. The record is from RefSeq and is a predicted model, not a curated record. The coding region runs from base 203 to 4015 and encodes 1270 amino acids. Gene Ontology annotation, molecular function: actin filament binding; microtubule binding. The transcript has 20 exons. Gene Ontology annotation, biological process: actin nucleation; cortical actin cytoskeleton organization. NCBI's taxonomy places the organism in Eukaryota, Metazoa, Chordata, Actinopteri, Perciformes, Percidae. Gene Ontology annotation, cellular component: actin filament; cytoskeleton; cytoplasm.